AUGGAGUCGCCUAUUUUCGAGUCGGUGCGAUCGGAUGCGAGGUGUGAGUCGGGCUAUGUCUUUCUCACACCCGAUGGCCAUACACCCAUGAUCCUGGAUAAUCAGGGGGAGCUGGUCUGGACGGCCCGAAGCUCAGCACCGAUACAAAACUUUCGUGUACAAAAAUACCGGGGACAAGACUAUUUGACAUAUUGGUCUGGGAAGCCUUUUGGCCGAGGAUAUUAUUACAUGUUGGAUUCGAGCUACAAUGAACGCUACGUUGUCUCACCCGUCGGCGACAUCUACGGACACCCGCAUGAUUUCAUAAUAACAUCCCGUGGUACUGCCCUUAUUACAGCACACGACAAACGCCCCGCUGAUUUGUCCUCGGUCGGUGGCCCAAAAAAUGGCUGGAUUUUUGACGGCGUGUUCCAGGAAAUUAAUAUUGCCAGCGGGAACCUCGUCUUUGAGUGGCGAGCCUCGGAACAUGUACCCAUUGCACAUACCUAUAAAAGACUCGAAGCAAGUGAAGGGACUCUGCACCAUCCCUUCGAUUAUUUCCACAUUAACAACGUCGACCAAGAUACACUUGGCAACUAUAUUAUUUCCGCGGGCCAUACGCAAGCGGUUAGCUGCAUUGAAAAGGAAACUGGAAACGUAUUAUGGAACAUGGGCGGGAAAGCCAAUAGCUUCAAGGAUCCCGCCGAGCGACCUAUGGUCCAAUUCCAUUGGCCUCAUGAAGCGCGCUGGUAUGGGAACGACACUCUGACCGUAUUGGAGAGUGAUGGAGAGCACUAUCCAGGCAGCCCACCGACACAGAAUCGCGGAAUGUUGAUAAGUGUAGACGUCUCCCGAGGACUAGCUACUAAGCAGCAUAUAUACACCAACCCCAAAGGAACAGAGACCUGUUUCGAAGGGAAUAUGCAACUAUUAGAGGAUACCGGUAAUGCAUUUGUUGGAUGGGGAGGCCGUGCAGGAUACAGCGAAUUCAGCACUGAAGGGAAACUCCUCUGCGAUGUUCGCUUUGGGGAGUCGCGGUUUUUCAGGGAAAGGAGAGGCGGCCCAUCGCGUGUUUUCAAGGGCUCCUGGGUCGGCACCCCGUUGACGAAACCUGCGGCCCGAGUAGUUGGCCGCAGCAUCUUUGUAAACUGGAACGGCGCCACCGAAGUGGCGCAGUGGCAGCUGCAGGCUCAACUGCACUCCAGCGGCAUCAUCAAAAAUAACGAUCAAAGCGGGGAGGGAAUGCGAGAGGAAAUUUUCCACGGAAUUGCACGGUUCGAAAAGACCGGCUUUGAGACCACGAUCGCGACUCCAUUGUUAGAUCAAGACACGAAAUUCCGUCUUGUGGCCUUGGAUCGCAAAGGUGUUGAACUUGGGCACACGGAUAUUCUCGACUUGAGGGCAUCGUUGGUGACUACUUCUGGGCUCUCGCAUGCACAGCUUUAUGUACUCAUUGCGCUGUGCUCAGUUGGAGGCAUGAUGACGGUCCUUACCACUCUGCAUCUGAGGGCCAAUUAUCGGCGUCAGUCAAUGGCAGAAUUCGAAGAAAGGGACUUGAAGCCCUACACAGCAUGA
This is a messenger RNA of Talaromyces proteolyticus, 1554 nucleotides long. Its product is annotated as ASST-domain-containing protein. The transcript is spliced from 2 exons. Lineage: Eukaryota; Fungi; Ascomycota; Eurotiomycetes; Eurotiales; Trichocomaceae. The coding region runs from base 1 to 1554 and encodes 517 amino acids. The record is from RefSeq and is a predicted model, not a curated record.